AUGAUCGUCAGUGGGGUUGAUAUUCCUCAAGGCCCGAUAUUCAAAUGCACCAAGGUGACAAUUACAAGGGAAAAGCGUACCCGGGAUUAUUUACCAGAGGAUACCUUAUCUUUCAACGAUGAGGACGCAGAAGGAAUCGGACAACCUCAAAAUGAUGCCCUGGUAAUAUCUAUCCUUAUAAAUAAAAUUCAAGUUAAACUUGUGUUAGUUGACCUAGGUAUCUCGGAAAAUAUCAUCCGAUCGAGGGUCGUGGAGCAACUCAGCCUCCAGGAUCAAAUCGUGUCUGCAGCUCGGGUGCUCAACGGUUUCAACAUGGCAAGUGAAACCACCAAAGGGGAAAUCAUGUUGCCAGUAAACAUGGUCGGAACUAUCCAGGAAACAAAAUUUCAUGUAAUCGAAGGUGAUAUGAGAUACAACGUGCUUCUCGGGAGACCUUGGAUCCAUAAUAUGAGGGCGGUACCUUCAAUGCUUCAUCAGGUCUUGAAAUUCCCAACAUCGGAAGGAGUCAAAAUGGUGUACGGCGAACAACCAGCAGCCAAAGAGAUAUUUGCGAUUGAUGAGGUAAUUCCAGUAUCGACACUAACAUCAACAAAGGGACCAGAAUCAAUGGAAAAGCAAGAAGUCAAAUAG
Nicotiana tabacum (common tobacco) is the source of this 630-nucleotide messenger RNA. The record is from RefSeq and is a predicted model, not a curated record. NCBI's taxonomy places the organism in Eukaryota, Viridiplantae, Streptophyta, Magnoliopsida, Solanales, Solanaceae.